UGUUAUUGUAUGGUAGUCCACAUUUUAAAGGCCAUCAUGGAGGCUGAAGUUUGCAGUGAGAUGUCGUCCGAAAGUGUCCAGGAUCCUCCUGCAGAUCCUUCUGUAGACAAGGCGCUAUGGGUGCUCACUGCCUUUCCUCAGAUAGUCAAGAAUGUACUGCAAUAUCUGCCAGCAAAGGCACUGAUCCAGAGUGGCAGGGUAUGUAAGCUGUGGUACCAGGAGGCCUGUCGUAUCUUGCAGACCAGGCAGGAUAUGACAUGGACAAUGACAGAAGAUGACAUGCCAGUCAAGGAUGAGCUGACAGAGUGCUUUGAGGACUACUCCAGUAUUCCCAGGCUGGCCAUCCUGUUCUGUGAGAGUUCCCUGUAUGAAAAGAUGUGGGACUCUGAAGACAAACCCAGUAGCACCAGGAACAAGAGGAAGAGGAAGAAGGAGAGCAACAUGAUCCAGAAAGUACAGGAGGCCCUGCCUGUUGGAUGUAGUGUUGUGGGUGUGACAGUGCCAGGAGUGAUCUGUUGUUCUACGGACCUGUCAGUCAUCACAGAAGUGGAGGAUAACCCAGCCAUGUCCGCUCUCUUCCUGCCUCACAUGGACGAUGUCAAAGUUCAGCCCUUCUAUGUCUCCAACGAGGAAUGUAUCCAUGGGCAGUUCAAUGAGGAUGGGGAGAAGGUUUUAGGUGGAAAAGGACUGCUGCCAGACCCCCACCUGAAGGCAGUGCUCCUGUUGUCCUGUGGCCUGGGCUCGCCUGCCCUGCAUGUGGUCUGUAUGGAGCUGCUCAAUGAGUACAAGGGAAACAUCAUCAUAGCAGGGGCAUAUCCAGAGGAGGUCAUCGCCCCACCUGAACUCAGUUUAGCCCAGCGGAGGGAUGGGCUGGUGGGGAUUGCCAUCUCUGGGGAGCAUGUGCAAGCAGCCUCCAUCCUUCUGGACCACUCUGUGCGCACCCCAGCGGACGUACAGGGCGCCAUGAAGCGCCUCAAAGCUGCAAACAUCCCGCAGGAGAACAGCGUGUGCUUCAUGUUCGCCUGCGUGGGGAGGGGAUACUACCACUACGGGAAGGGAAACGUGGAGACUGAGGCAUUCCAUAAGGAGUUCCCCAACACCCCCAUAGUUGGGUUCUUUGGGAAUGGGGAGGUCGGGUGUGAUCGGAAUGUGCCCAAGAAAACGGCCACUCCUGAGAAAUGGAAUUUCCAUGGGGGAAAGGAGGGGGAUGAUGAAAAAUACCCUGACCUAUUCCAUGGGUACACAACAGUCCUGUGUCUGGUGUCGUUUGGGCAGAGAAAGUAGCAUAGGUCAGGGGACUAAAUAUUUGGUCACAAUGUAUAUUUGUACAGAUAGAGUUACAUUUGUACAUGGUAGUCUGUAGGGUAAAUACAGUUUCAAUAGUUUCUGUUUUACAUGAAAUUAGUACAGGGUCAUAAAAUUUUAGUACUGUUCUUGACAAGAAUCUGUCACUUUCAUGUACGAACUGUAUUUGGAACUGUAGAGGUGCAAAUGAGACUUAUUUCAUCAGGUGAUGAGAAAGACCAAGAGAAGGGGUUGAAUGGGAGACACCAGAGUAAGUGGACUAUAAACCAUAAAAUGCACUAUGUAUAUACAGUAUUACAAUGUUCAAAAUGUAUAAGGAGAGAAUACCACAACUAAGGGGAAUCAUGUUGCAGGCAAAAGUCAAUUUCAAACAGAUGGUGGACAGGUAAAGAUUUCAUGUAAUUGUGCCUUGCUCCUUGUAAAUACAUUAUUUUGGAUCAUAAACAUUUUUUUUUGUCAAAUAAGUCUGGCAACAUCCUCUUUCAAUGAGUUCAACAAGUUUGCGAAAUAGCAACCAGAGUGGUGCCUGCAAUCAACCACAUGAAGACAAUAACUAUUUGCAAGCAGUACAAAAUCCACAACAAGUCACAUGUUUAUGACUCUUUAUUCUAACCACAAUUACCAGUCCCAAAAAUGCACAUCAAACAGCUAGAACAAAGAAAUACCUUGCCCAUGACAUGUACAUACAUGUAGUACUAUAAUACAUAAAGUGAAUAAAAAUAGAUGUGGUCUGUUCAAAAGCUUGUAUAUUUGCUAUGUGGCAACAAACAACACAAUACACUUCUAGUCUGAGGCACUGACACGGAGUAUUAAUUUAGAAUGUUUGCUACUACAGACAGUAUAUCAUUUGCACGCAUUACUCUUCCAGAUAUUAAUUCAAGUAAUUGCUUAUCAUUGUCAUAAUAGCUGUCUUCUUUUCGGUGAUUGACACAGGGCAAAAUGUUCAAUUAAACCAAGGAACAUCUGCAGACUGACAUUUACAGAAAUACUAUGUUGUAGAGUA
Molecule: messenger RNA, 2308 nt
Organism: Branchiostoma floridae (Florida lancelet)
Lineage: Eukaryota; Metazoa; Chordata; Leptocardii; Amphioxiformes; Branchiostomatidae
Product: F-box only protein 22-like
Exons: 6
Coding region: 10-1284 (424 amino acids)
Biological process (GO): positive regulation of proteasomal ubiquitin-dependent protein catabolic process; protein polyubiquitination; regulation of skeletal muscle fiber development
Molecular function (GO): protein binding
Source: RefSeq, a predicted model, not a curated record